AGUGAGGGAUGGAUAACGACAAGUCGUCAGGGUCCACUUUUCCGAGCGAACCAAAAGUUUAAACUUGACGAGCCAGAACAGCAGUUGCGUAAGGCUACCACCUAUCCAUUGCUUUUGCACAUUCUGCAACUGCAACUACUCUCAUCACUCAUCACCAUCGUCAUCGGCAUCUCACUCCAUUAUAAACCUACAAUGAACCCAUUCAAUCAAUGAACAACUAAACACACAGUCUCUUUCUCUUAAAGUCGAGUCGAAUCGAAUGGCUCAUAACGCCCUAGGUGCCAUCUCUGUUUCCGAUAUUGAAGCUCUUGGGAUUUCAUCAGAAUUAGCAGAGAAGCUUUACACUCAUGUUUCCCAAAUUAUCAAUAAUUACGGUUCUGCCACUCCUGAAACAUGGAGUCGUAUAUCCAAACAUGUCCUUACUCCCGACCUUCCUUUCUCUUUUCAUCAAAUGAUGUUCUAUGGCUGUUACAAGGACUUCGGCCCCGACCCGCCGGCUUGGUUACCCGACCCGAAGAGUGCAGCGUUGACAAAUGUAGGCCAGCUCUUACAAAGGCGUGGAAAAGAGUUUUUGGGUGAAGGAUAUGUGGAUCCAAUUUCAAGCUUCUCUGCUUUUCAGGAAUUUUCUGUUUCCAAUCCUGAGGUUUAUUGGAAAACUGUACUUGAUGAAAUGGAUGUAGCAUUUUCAGUACCUCCCCAAUGUAUUUUACGUGAGGAUUUAUCUGGGGAAAGUUCUUUCCUGAACCCAGGUGGGCAAUGGCUUCCUGGAGCAUAUGUCAAUCCUGCAAAGAAUUGCUUGAGUUUGAAUUCUAAAAGAAUUUUGGAUGAUACGGUGAUCAGAUGGCGGUGUGAAGGAAGUGAUGAUCUACCUGUAAGCAGCAUGACACUUGAGGAAUUGCGUACAGAGGUUUGGUUAGUUGCGUAUGCACUCAAUUCACUGGGUUUGGACAGAGGAUCAGCAAUUGCAAUCGAUAUGCCAAUGAAUGUCAAGGCUGUGGUUAUCUACCUAGCUAUUGUUCUGGCUGGAUAUGUAGUUGUGUCUAUUGCUGAUAGUUUUGCUCCCUUGGAGAUAUCAACGAGGCUUAAAAUUUCAAAAGCAAAAGCCAUAUUUACUCAGGAUCUUAUAAUUCGUGGUGACAAAAAUAUCCCCUUAUACAGUAGAGUUGUCGAUGCCCAGUCACCUAUGGCAAUUGUCAUUCCUACAAAAGGUUCUAGCUUCAGCAUGAAAUUACGUGAUGGAGACAUUUCUUGGCAUGAUUUCCUAGAAAAAGUCCAGAAUUUAAGAGGUAAUGAGUUUGCUGCUGUAGAACAACCAAUAGAAGCAUUUACAAACAUUCUUUUCUCAUCUGGAACUACAGGGGAGCCAAAGGCAAUUCCAUGGACCAGUGCAACUCCUUUCAAAGCUGCUGCAGAUGCAUGGUGCCAUAUGGAUAUUCGCAAAGGUGACAUUGUUGCUUGGCCCACUAACCUUGGGUGGAUGAUGGGUCCUUGGCUGGUGUAUGCUUCAUUAUUAAAUGGGGCUUGCAUUGCUUUAUAUAAUGGAUCCCCCCUAGGUUCUAGCUUUGCCAAGUUUGUACAGGAUGCUAAAGUAACAAUGCUCGGUGUGAUCCCGAGCAUUGUUCGGACAUGGAAAACUGCAAAUACCACAGCUGGCUAUGAUUGGUCUGCUAUUCGUUGCUUUGGCUCUACUGGUGAAGCAUCUAAUGUAGAUGAACACUUAUGGUUGAUGGGAAGAGCUCUCUACAAGCCUAUUAUCGAAUACUGUGGUGGUACAGAGAUUGGCGGUGGAUUUGUUUCAGGAUCUUUCUUGCAGCCUCAAUCAUUGGCUGCUUUUAGCACCCCGGCAAUGGGGUGCAGCUUGUUUAUUCUUGGUGACGACGGCCAUCCAAUUCCACAUGAUGUACCAGGGAUCGGUGAAUUGGCUCUUGGUCCCCUCAUGUUUGGAGCUUCAAGUUCACUGCUGAAUGCGGACCACUAUAACGUGUAUUAUAAGGGAAUGCCAGUUUGGAAUGGAAAGAUUCUUCGAAGACAUGGGGAUGUUUUUGAGCGUACUUCUAGAGGAUAUUAUCAUGCACAUGGUCGUGCAGAUGACACUAUGAAUCUUGGGGGUAUCAAGGUUAGUUCUGUUGAAAUUGAACGCAUAUGUAAUGUGGUUGACAGCAGCAUCCUUGAGACAGCUGCCAUUGGUGUGCCACCUCCUCAAGGGGGACCCGAGCAGUUGGUAAUAGCUGUAGUAUUCAAGAAUCUGGAAAAUUCAACCACAGAUUUGGAACAACUGAGGAAGUCUUUCAAUUCAGCUGUGCAGAAGAAACUAAAUCCUCUCUUCAGGGUUUCCCGUGUAGUACCUCAUCCUUCUCUUCCAAGGACUGCGUCAAACAAGGUCAUGAGAAGGAUUUUGCGGCAGCAAUUUGUACAACAGGAACAAAAUUCAAAACUAUAAAAAAGGAAAAGAAGAAAAACUUGGAGUUCAAUAAUGAAGUGAACGCACGAAAAUCCAUGUUUUUGUGUAAGGAUUGUAUGAUCCAGAGAAACCGAAUUUACUUGCUAAACCUCGUGGUUUUAGGCUCUGUUCGGCAUAAGCUUUUCAAGUAAUUUUUAGAAAAAUGUUAAAUGUUAUUUCUUAUAGUGUUCGGUAAUAUAACAUUUGGAUUAACUUUUAGAAGUUAAUAUAGCAUUUUAUGAAAAGUUAAUCCAUGUAAAUUUUAGUUUUUAGCUUGUCAUGAAAAGCUACUCGAACAAUAGUUAGCAGCUACUAAAUCAGUUAAUUUUGCUGAAUAAAUUCUCAAUGUGAAUAAAUGUACCAGCAGACGCAUAUUACAUAUAUGUACAUCCUUGCUCCGUUUUUA
Molecule: messenger RNA, 2846 nt
Organism: Jatropha curcas
Lineage: Eukaryota; Viridiplantae; Streptophyta; Magnoliopsida; Malpighiales; Euphorbiaceae
Gene: AAE17
Product: acyl-activating enzyme 17
Source: RefSeq, a predicted model, not a curated record